Messenger RNA from Mycotypha africana, 879 nucleotides. RefSeq names its product Frag1/DRAM/Sfk1 family-domain-containing protein. Lineage: Eukaryota; Fungi; Mucoromycota; Mucoromycetes; Mucorales; Mycotyphaceae. The transcript has 5 exons. The record is from RefSeq and is a predicted model, not a curated record. The coding region runs from base 1 to 879 and encodes 292 amino acids. Gene Ontology annotation, biological process: GPI anchor biosynthetic process. Gene Ontology annotation, cellular component: endoplasmic reticulum membrane; Golgi membrane.
AUGAAUGCUCAUGAUCUUUUGAUUGUUACACCAGACUUCCUUUUGGAGUCUAUCAAACUAGCUAUUGUAACGAAAUUCAAUUUUUUUAUUGGAGAGCAGGAGAGGGAGGUGCUUUCACCUUUGACUCUGGUUAUACUUUGUCAUUCAUUAUUAAAGACUGUUGCUACCCUUCAUGAUGGACGAUCGUGGUAUGAAUAUAUUACAGCUGCAUUUUUUCUAGCCCUCAUAGUAGGCUGUAGCACCUACUAUUACAAAAUUGUUGAAAACGAGUAUUUUGGAUACCCUCAGGAAUGGUUCCCAAGCGUAAGUGCAGCUACGGGUGAUCGUUACCCAGCGCGCGCCAUAUUCCAAAUUCUAAUAGCGUUAACUUCAGGGCCAAGGUUCCUGAUCGUUGGACUAUGGUAUUAUUACACGACUUACAGUAUUCGGUCAUCAUCGAUCCUUUUUGGAAAAUUCCUUUUGGCUGUUGGAUUGAGUCGAACAGUUUCUUCUGGAGGAUGGGUUUAUAUCACGUCGACAGAUGAUCAUCGAGUCCAUGAUAUAGCCAUGGUCUUUUAUGUCUUAUGUACGCUACCUUGGCAAUUUGGUGUUUUGUAUACAAGCUCACCUUUGAACAAAAGAGCAAACAAGUUGAGAAAAUACUUGAUAUUGGCCUUCUUUGGCACCUUACCCUUCAUGAUACAUUUUUUCAUCCAGCAUAAAAUUCAUCGAGUACCAGGAGCAUACACACUUUAUGCCUUAUUAGAAUGGUCUUUAAUCCUUUACGAUGUUGCUUUUGAUGCAAUGACACUUUACGAUUUUGAAAAUUUGGAAUUACGACUCACUCAGCCCGUGAUUGCCAGACUGAAAGGAGGCAAGGCGUCAGCAAAAUACGUCUAG